AUGAGGGAGGACCUAGAUCAAGUAGUUCAAUUGGUGCGGAGGAUAGGUAAGGAAUUUGAAAGCUGCGCUGACGUUGAGAAUUUCCAGAUUUUUCUGGGGGAGCUAGGUCCCGUUGUACAAAGAACAGCCCAAGAUGAGAAUUACCGUCAAUGCUUGGCUUCCUCGGAGGAACUAUGGAGAAGCUUAAGAGCUGACUUGCAAGGAUUAGAGGGUUCCUUGAAUGAACUAAAUAAAGAGAAUGCGUUUUGGUAUGUGCGAACAUUGAGAGGUUUGAUGCUACUAAUGAGAAACUUGUCGGCCAGCAGUCAACAGCUUCCACGAGACCUUUUGCUUCAAAAUUGCUCUAUCAGAGCCUUCUUGCAAAUUUCUCGUGCGAAUUUUGGGCUAGAUGAGAUGGUACAUUCGUUUUAUACCAUUACUGUCAGUUUUCUGCAUAACAUCAGUAAAGAUGUCAUUAUUUUUGACAAGCAAGAGGUGGAUCGACUGAUGGAUUUCCUUCAGUACCCAACUCAGGUGGAAUCAACCAUGAACGAAGAACUCUUGCACUGUCAUGCCUCGUUUCUGUUAAAUUUGAGCGGAAAUACCGACUUUUUAUAUGAUUUCUUCAGAUCUCCAACUUGUGACAAGAUUAUCUUCGAACACUUACUUCAGGAGGUUGUAAGUCAUCAUACCGAGCUUUUCAAUUACGCUGACAGGGCAGAGGAUGAAGACCACGAGAUUUCGCCCAUGGAUGCAGUAAUCCUGAAGACCUUCAGUCGGUUUGCCGUUAAUGAAUCAUUCAUCAAUUAUCUGCUCACAGUCGAAAGCGAAGGCGGCGAAAGCUUCAUUCAGCUCAUGAAACUACUACAAUUAGUUGUCACAAGUAGUGGGAGGUGGGAUAAAUUUGAACUUACAAGUAUAAUGGCUUGGUGUUUUCCUAUUUUUAAGAAAGCAGCUGAGUCGACUGCUUCAUAUUUCGAAGUUGGAGUAGACGAUGAACAAGAGGCCAAGAUACUGCAUAACAAGUUGAGCACAACUUUGGAUAUUAUGUCCAAACUGACACAAUAUGAGCAGGUACAACAGUAUUUACUCUCCUAUGAGGGGCUAGAAGCUUCAAUAUCCCUCUUAGGACUUCUGCAGAAGAACUUGGUUCGGAUCAAUUUCUAUAAGAAUCCCAACGGAUCUAUCAAGGGUAUGAAAACAAUGGAUGCCACUGGCGAAAAGGUCAGUGACGAGGCUUUACUCAAUCAAAGAGUGGAUUACGAUUCUUUCCAAAUACUACCCACAAAUUUUCCUGAAUGUAAACUACUCAUCAUCGAAAUCUUGACGAUGCUAGUAUAUAACAGGCGGGAGGUGCAAGAUAGAAUUCGGGAACUACAUGGUUUGGAAUUGGUCUUGUCCAAUUGUGUUAUAGAUGACAACGAUCCUUUCAUCAAAGAAAGGAGUGUGGUUUGUAUCAAAUAUCUUCUGCAGGACAAUAGGCCUAAUCAAGAUUUCGUAGCUCAGUUAGAAGCUAAGAAAGCUGUACAGGAUGACGUUUUGUCUGAAGCUGGCUAUGAAGUUAAAAUCGGAAAUACUGGAGAACUCAAACUAGACUCAGUACCGAGUCAAAAGCGCGAAUUCGAAUAG
Messenger RNA from Torulaspora delbrueckii, 1608 nucleotides. RefSeq names its product Ctr86p (gene CTR86). Gene Ontology annotation, cellular component: cytosol. The coding region runs from base 1 to 1608 and encodes 535 amino acids. Lineage: Eukaryota; Fungi; Ascomycota; Saccharomycetes; Saccharomycetales; Saccharomycetaceae. The transcript has a single exon. The record is from RefSeq and is a predicted model, not a curated record.